This is a messenger RNA of Lampris incognitus (smalleye Pacific opah), 1546 nucleotides long. Its product is annotated as myeloid-associated differentiation marker homolog. Lineage: Eukaryota; Metazoa; Chordata; Actinopteri; Lampriformes; Lampridae. The coding region runs from base 1 to 915 and encodes 304 amino acids. The transcript has a single exon. The record is from RefSeq and is a predicted model, not a curated record. Gene Ontology annotation, cellular component: membrane.
AUGCCUGUGAUAGUACUAGAGGCAAGAGACUUCACAAGUCCUCUUUUUCUGGUGCGGACAUGGGCUCUGUUGACCGGUUGUCUCACCUUAAGCCUGGUGGCCUCCCAGGAAACCUUCAAGCAAGAUGAAACACAAGUUCACCACCUCAAAACCUUCCGAAUCUCCUGCAUGUUCACCUGGUGCUUGUUUUUCACCCUCACCCUCCUCAUCCAUGUUCUCAGCGUCAUCCAGUUCCACAGCCUCAUCCCCAUAUCCUGGAAGAACCUGACCAUGACAGUAGGGGCCUUAGGUUCACUGAUGUGUCUCAGUGCUUCUGUGGUCUUCCCUUGGUUUGUCAUGGAUCAUCAAAAGGUAUCGCCCAGUGCUGUGACUGCAACAGUGGCCUCCUGCCUUACCUUCUUUGCCUACACCUCCGAGGCCUUUGUGAUCCGCAGCCAAGCCCGUGAGCAGAAGGGUUAUAUGGCCAGUGCACCUGGACUCCUCAAGAUACUCCAGUUCUGGGGAGGCUGUCAGAUGAUUCCCUUGGUUGUAGAGGAGGCCUGUGUAUUCUCAGCAUUAGGUAGCAGAGAACUGUCUAAUACCCAUGAAUGGCACCUGUGGGUAUCAGGGACUUCAUACAUUCUCUGUCUCCUCAUGUCCCUGGGUUCAAUAGUGGUAAUAUUAGGUGACUGUGCUGGGCAAUGCCCUCUUCCAUUUGAUAGGCUAUUGGCGGGUUUUAGUUUGUUUGGGGUGUUGCUCUAUAUGGUUGCCACUGUGGUUUGCUUUACCAAGGUGCUAGAGGUUCAGGAGUUCAGACAUGACUUCGCCUUACAGCUGGUUAUCAUGGAAACCGUGAUGGCCUUUAUAACAUUGUUAGCUUACACAAUGGACCUGGCCUUCUCUAUAAAACUACGGUGUGAAAGAGGCCAUGUGUGAAAACACACACAGGAAGCUGGAUGCAUUUGAGCAUAAAAAUUCAUUAUCCAUAGAACUGAUAUUUUAAUACUGUGGGAAAAGUGUAUCUGCCAACCCUGCAAAGGAUGAAUUAAAUGUUGUUUUGGUGUAAGUGUAGUUAAUGGAGUAACCAUAAUGCUGUAAACAAACUCGUUUAUACUUUACUCUGUUUACAUAUUUUAUAUUCUGACAGAAAUUAAGGAGACCAAAGUGGUUUUUAUAUCAUGAGAUGAUUGUUUUCAAAUUGCAUGGGUUAAAUUGGUCCUUUUGAGCACACAGUUACAGGAGAGAUAGGUUUAGAUGAUGUGUGAAAAAAUCCCAUUUAUAAUGCUGUAUAUUUUAUUACCAUUUACACUCCUGAGGCUUUUGUUAAGGUAGCAACUUUUUCGAAUUAUAAAUACAAUUUUUGUGGCUAUUGUUGAGGACAUUGACUUGAUAGAAAUUGAGAGCAUGAACUUUUUACUGAUAAAAUAAAAAAAGUCAACUUUGUGAUAGGCACCUUUUCAAAUCAGAUCACAUAUUUGAAUAAACAACGUAAACUGUCAGUUUUCAAAUUCAUGAGUAGUAGUUACUAUUCAUUUACACUAGAUGGCAACACUUUCAUUGCCAUGCA